AUGGAGGAAAAAGGACUCAGUCCAGUGGGGCAGCUCCCACCGCCGGCCGCCUCCAGCAAGCCGCUGACGCCCUUCAGCAUCGAGGACAUCCUCAACAAGCCGUGUGCGAAGAGGAGCCGGCCGCUCCCGACGUCUCAGCGGGAGAGCAGCCCGUCCGAGCGGCCGCUGCUGGGCCUGAGCUCCCCGCUGUGCGCGCUGGAGGAGCUGGCCAGCAAAACCUUCCGGGGCCUGGAGGUCAGCGUCCUGCAGGCUGCAGAGGGCCGGGACGGUCAGGGCCUUUUCGGACAGAGGAACGCCCCUAAAAAGCGCCGGAAGUCCCGGACGGCCUUCACCAACCAUCAGAUCUACGAGUUGGAGAAACGCUUCCUGUUCCAGAAGUAUCUGAGCCCGGCGGACCGGGACCAGCUGGCCCAGCACCUGAACCUGACCAACGCGCAGGUCAUCACCUGGUUCCAGAACAGGCGGGCCAAGCUCAAGCGGGACCUGGAGGAAAUGAAGGCCGACGUGCAGUCCGCCAGAGCCGCUGGAGCUGUGGCCUUUGAGAAGCUCUCCAAGCUGGCGGAGCUGGAGAAGUGCGCGGCCGAAGGUCUGGGCCUGGUGGGGCGGUCCGGAGGACCGGAGCAGAGGUUCGGCAGGACUGAAGGAGACCUCAGCAGGCCGCAUGCGUCUCCUACUCUUCCUUCUACCACGCUGCCGCGGGACAGAGACGGACCGAUCAGCAGGUGCGGUUCGGAGGAUGAUGAUGAUGAGGAGGAGGAAGAGGAAGAGGAAGAGGAGGAGGAGAUCGAUGUGGGUGACUGAAGCAUCCCACGUAGUGUGGAGUGACUGUAUUGGUUUCUCUACUUUAACUCAAUUACACUAAUGAACGUGGUUGACUGAAUAUGAAGGUAUUUUUUGGUGCUAACGUAUUUUUGGCUUGGAACUGAGAUGUUGGAAAGAAAAAUCUUGUUAGAGCUAUGUAAUUGUAGAUUUUAUUUGUAGUACAAAGUACAAAACAACAAUUACACCUCUUCAGAUUCAAAUUCUUAAGUACAAGAUGCAAAUUGUAUUUUUGACCCACGCUUACAAAUAAAAAAAGGUCUUGGGUUGCUGUGUUGGCACAGGGGUUAAGGAUAACCCACCUAGGCCUCAGUCCUCCAUGCAGCUGUUGCAGGUUUGAUUCCCAACCUGGUGACCUUUGCCCUAUGUCUUUCUCCUUCUGUCAUUACCCACCUUCUGGUCAAUUCACUGUCAAAUAAAGGCCACUAGAGCCAAUAAAACCCUUAAAAAAAAUCUUGCAUCUAUAAAUUUGCCCAAAUGGUGUAAAACAAAUCCACAUACCUGUGUCAGAAAAAUAUAUUUGUUUCAAUCACUCAGACACAAAACUACUGCUACACUGAACAGAUUCCUCCAUAUGGGUCACAGAUUCAGUUCUACAAGUCACAAAUACAAAUGUCCUGCUGUGAUGUUUUUUGCUGCCCAGUAAAUUAUAAAACUCCUUCACUGAGCCUGUAAAAUAGCUCAGAACCAUAAAGAGUUUUGUAUUUCACAGAAUCAGUAUGAGUUUUAUAAACAUGGCAAAUCCAUCCAUAGACCAAAUUAAUAAAGAUAUCAUUUUUAAUACAUUUAAGAAGAUGAAACGGUGUCAUGUAGCCUAUUGAAAUGUCCAUUUAGCAAAAAACAUUUUGUGAACAGCUUCCAAAGAGCCUGCAUAAGAAAGUAAGAUUUCAAAAACACAAUCUGGGUUAGAGAAGAGAGGGGGAAGAGAUGGUCAUCAGGACGGGAUUCGAACCUGCAUUGGCCG
Poecilia latipinna (sailfin molly) is the source of this 1783-nucleotide messenger RNA. Its product is annotated as transcription factor LBX1-like. Gene Ontology annotation, biological process: regulation of transcription by RNA polymerase II. Lineage: Eukaryota; Metazoa; Chordata; Actinopteri; Cyprinodontiformes; Poeciliidae. The record is from RefSeq and is a predicted model, not a curated record. The transcript has 3 exons. Bases 1 to 801 code for a protein of 266 amino acids. Gene Ontology annotation, molecular function: DNA-binding transcription factor activity, RNA polymerase II-specific; sequence-specific double-stranded DNA binding. Gene Ontology annotation, cellular component: nucleus.